CAACGUCUAUGGUCAAUUUCCAUUUUGAAGUAUCAUUCCAAUAUCAGUAUUUUAUUACUGUCGCUUAAUUUCUAGUUAUUUUAAAAUGGGUCUGGCUACAGUUAUUGAAAAUGAGGCUCAUUUUCAAACAGAAAUAGGUAGCGCCGGUACAAAGCUGGUCGUCGUAGACUUUACGGCUACUUGGUGUCCACCAUGCCAACGUAUUGCCCCAUUUUUUGAACAGUUGCCUGCUAAGUUCCCGAGGGCAGUUUUUCUAAAAGUAGACGUUGAUCGAUGUGCGGAAACUGCAAGUGCGCAAGGCAUUAGCGCAAUGCCUACGUUCGUAUUUUUUAAGAAUAGGACAAGAAUUGAUAGACUACAGGGCCCUGACCCCGGCUCUCUGGAGGCAAAGGUUAGACAGUACUAUGGUACUGAUGAAGCUGCAGAUGAGGAUAGUGCCGUAGCAGGACAUAUGGACCUGGUGACAUUUAUUACUAAGAGUGAAUGUGAAUGCUUAAAUGAGUCUGAUGACCAUCCCCUGGCGCAUGCUCUGAACAAUGGCAGCGGAUAUCUGGCCAGUGACUGCGAUGAACAACUCAUCAUCAAUAUUACAUUCAAUCAAGUGGUAAAACUACACUCGCUGAAAAUCAAAGCACCUGCUGAUAAAGGUCCAAAGACUUUGAAGUUGUUCAUCAAUCAGCCAAGAACUCUUGAUUUUGACCAGGCAGCGGGGAAUACAUCUGUGCAAGAAUUAGAGUUGACACCAAGUGACUUAGAGGGUGGUAAUCCCGUGCCACUAAAGUUCGUUAAAUUCCAGAAUGUUCAAAACAUUCAGAUAUUCAUAAAAGACAACCAAUCCGGCGGCGAGGUCACACUGGUUAACCACCUUGCAUUUUAUGGCUCUCCUAUUUGCACUACAAACAUGGGAGAAUUCAAGCGUGUAGCCGGCAAGAAGGGUGAAAGCCAUUAAACUUCAGUAUAGUUCUACAGUUUAGUACAGAUAGUUCAGUUUAAUAAACUAAUCCAAAUUUGCAUAAAUAGAUAAAUCAAGGCAAAAGAUUCUCUAAGCUUUCUUAUAAUAAAAGAGAUAAACCCAUACUUAAGCUAUCUUCAGUCUUUUACACUAGACAUCUUCAGAUUUACUGAUUUUGCCAAAUAAGUAUGAGCUUAAUGUGAACCUUUAAGAAUAACUAAUAUAGAGGUUUUGCAUGAAACAAGUUUAAGCCAUAAAAUAAAUUGAUAAUUUGUGAAUGUAAUAAUGCAAAUGAAUAAGGCAUUGCGAAUCUUAAUAAUGGUUGUCCAUUUAUUUAAAAUACAUUAAAAAUAUCUGAACUAUGUGAUACAACGCAUUUAUGCUUAUGUGACACAUGCUUUUUAGUUUAUAACCUUAAACAUUAGCUUACGAAAAUAUAAACUUAUGAAAUGUUUUAAGCUGUACUAUUUGUAUUACAAAAUUCAUUUGUAUGUACUGAUCAUUUACAUAAUAUGUCAAAUGACCAUUUUAAUUAUAUACAUUUCAUUUAUUUAUGAUACUGUAAUAAAUAUCGUAAUAUUGAAUAAGUAUAAACAUCUUAAAGCAAGUUGUCAUAGCAUCGGAAUUUGUAUAUUCAAGAAAUAAAUGAUUAUAAUUAA
Messenger RNA from Papilio polytes (common Mormon), 1611 nucleotides. RefSeq names its product thioredoxin-like protein 1 (gene Txl). Lineage: Eukaryota; Metazoa; Arthropoda; Insecta; Lepidoptera; Papilionidae. Bases 86 to 949 code for a protein of 287 amino acids. The record is from RefSeq and is a predicted model, not a curated record. The transcript has 6 exons.